AUGAAAAUCAUAAAAAGUGUUCUAAAACAUUAUUUAUUAUUUCAGGGAACAGUGUUAAUUGAAGGAUUGAUUAUUGAUUUCAUGCCACAAUGUGGCUUGCAUUUAAUUUUGGCACAACAUAGAUAUCUUUGGAAAUUUUUAUUUGAUGUAGUAAAUAAGCGUUCACAAGAAAACCUUUUGUCUGAAGGAUUGAAAAAGAUUGGGUGUUCGUAUUUAGCAUUUCAACUUGAUUGUUAUUUUAAAAGCAAAAAGAAACAUUAUGAUGGAACAGAGAAUUUGAGAAUGAUUGGAAAUGAUUUCAAAAUCUUAGAAGCAAAUAUAGAUACUUUCCUUACUGUUUUUGUUGAGAAUCAAAGUGUUUCAUGGCAGUCUCAAAAAAGUCAAAAAUUAAGACAUAUCCUUCAACUUUACAAUGCAUGGGCUGAUUUGGCUCAGCACAUUUUUCAUUUUAAUUAUUAUAAUUUUAUAGUUAUUAGUAAUAAGGAUGUUUGUACCGUUCACCAUAAUCCUGAUUGA
Messenger RNA from Hydra vulgaris (swiftwater hydra), 516 nucleotides. NCBI's taxonomy places the organism in Eukaryota, Metazoa, Cnidaria, Hydrozoa, Anthoathecata, Hydridae. The record is from RefSeq and is a predicted model, not a curated record.